GAGAGGGAGAAGAGAAGGGAGCGAGUAAAACUCGCGUAAAAGCCAUAAAAAAAGGGGUGGAGACGAAAACAGUAACGAUGAAAAAGAUAUUAGGGUUAUAAAGAUCGGAGAAAAAUAGGAGAAAAUACGUGAAAAAUAUCGAUUAAAUUAUGUCGCCGAGCAUCUAAUGCUGUUAUUGGGACUCGCACCCAUCCAUCCCCCCUCCUCCUUGUGCUACAAUUCAUUAGGUCGGAGUUUUAUUUUAUUCUCCCUCUCCCUCUCUCUCUCUUUCUCUUUCCUCCUCGGAGAAAGGUGAGGCCUCUCGGUGCGCUCCUAUUGGAGGGAAUUGGGAGUAAAAGGAGGGGAGGGGGGGGGGCGCCGAAACCCUAAUUGGGGUUUGUCAUCUGUGUUCUCGAGUUUGAGGAGGGCGAAAGAGCCAAGCGAGCCUCCGAAAGGGUUCCCUAAUGUAACGUACAAGGAAUGGUUGCAAUAUCGGUUUUGCUAAUUUUGAGUAAUUCUUUUGAAAGAUUGAUGUAGGUCUCCAACAAGAUUAAGGACAAUAAAGAGAUAAGAUCAGCUAAAGAUUCCCAGCUUUUUGUAACAUCUGAGGUUCAUGGUUGUAAAGUGGUUCUUGGAUCAAAAUAAAGAUAUGGCAGCUGAUUCCAACAUGGGUUUUCACCAGGGUUUCAUUCCCUCAUCCUACUGUAGUUUUAGCCCUCACAUGGUUUCAUUCCAAACAGAGGCAAUAAAUAGCAGCACAGGAAUGAUAUCCAGGGCUAUGAGCAUGAACACCUUAGUUGGUACUAGCACCAGUUCUGGAAUGUUCAUUCCUGCGAGGCCCAGCUUAGUUAGCAACAUGCCGUCGGUGAGCCCAUCCGCUAGUUCUUCGACCGAUGCUUCGCUUGGAUCGAUGCCCAAGUACAAGUUUGUUACCGGGUCCCCUGCUGAUUGGACUCUUAGUGAAUUGGCCAUACUGAAGGAAGGCCUCGUAAGAUAUGCUCAUGAACCUAAUAUAAUGAAGUACAUCAAAAUAGCUGCCAUGCUUCCUACAAGGACAAUUAGGGAUGUUGCUUUGAGGUGCCGAUGGAACAUUAGCAAGGAAGGCGGUAAAAGGCGGAAGCCUGAAGAACAUAGUACAGGGAAAAAGAUGAAGGACUUGAAGGGUUUCACGGUUUCUUCUACCUCGACAGUCAACAUUCACCCGGUUCCCUCAAAUAAUGUAGCUCCUUACUCAUUCAUGAUGCAUCAGCCAAAUCAAAGUUGUCUUGAAGUCCCUGCUGUAGAUAGUGCAACGCUGCAACUUUUGGAGGAAAAUGAUCGAUUUCUCAACCAGAUUUCAGCAAGUAUUGCAACAUUCAAGGUGAAGGAAAACCCAGAUCUAUUUCUUCACACAAGUAACAACAUAACAGCAAUUCUAGACAGGAUGAGCAGGAUGCCUGGGAUAAUGAGUCAAAUGCCGCCUCUACCAGUAUCUGUAGAUGAGCAACACCUCAGUUCUAUUGUUCAACUUAGCAGAAUGGGUGUUUCUUACGGUGCUCCCAUUGGCCCUCACCUGAAGCAAGAACCCCGAUGCUGAACAUCUUAUCUCGAGGUCAAGUUGGGUUCAUGUAAUUAGCAAAUAUUCUUCUGUAAAUUGCAGCUUGAUGGCGAGAGUUUCCGCAGCUUAUGUACAAAGAUUCUCCAAGGAAGAUAUUGUUGCGGAACGAGAAUAUAUAACUUACACUGACCAAGCACCAGGUGAUAGAAAGGUUCUCCCGUGUAUGUUCGAUCUGAUUCUUUGAGUGUAAGAUGAGGCUUAACAUGCUCUUCUUCUGUAUGGUCCUUUGUAUUUUAAGUCUUUGAUAGAUCCAAGUUACUUUAGUUUUGGUGCUUGUUGGGGGUCUUGAUUUAUUCACUGUGUUUAUCUUGUUCAGCUAAAUAUCCUAUCAAUUCCGAUGCAGAACUAACCAGGAUUAAUGUAAAUAAAUAAAUAUAUCCUUAAGAUUACAAUCAGUAGAGAAGCAGCUUUGCUUCGUA
This is a messenger RNA of Ananas comosus (pineapple), 1995 nucleotides long. RefSeq lists its product as uncharacterized. The coding region runs from base 593 to 1555 and encodes 320 amino acids. The record is from RefSeq and is a predicted model, not a curated record. The transcript is spliced from 9 exons. NCBI's taxonomy places the organism in Eukaryota, Viridiplantae, Streptophyta, Magnoliopsida, Poales, Bromeliaceae.